CCUCCAUGAGGCCCAACGCUCCUGUUUGUCUCACCUCUCUUUCUGUUCCCACAACCCAUGUCAGACCCACCGAGUUCCUCGACGAGCGCAUCCGAGUCAGAAAAGCUGGCGCAUGUGGGGUCUGGGGGAGAGAAGAGCGUCGCUGGCACGAGCGGCGAUGUUGCGGAGGUUGAGGUUGAGUACGUGAAGGGCGUGCAGCUGGCGCUCCUUAUCGUGGCACUGUCUCUCACAGUUUUGCUUGUCGCUCUCGACAACCUGAUUGUCACCACCGCGAUCCCAAAGAUAACCGACGAUUUCAAUUCGCUUGCCGAUGUUGGCUGGGUGAGAGCUACUUGUGUUCUCAAUUUCCCAAUCGCUCACUCUUUUCACAGUACGGUAGCGCGUGAGUGCACAGCAGGCUUAGAGGGAGAGGGCCGACAAUCUCAGGCUGAACAUUCCAGUUACUUUCUCGGCAUCGCUGCCACUCAGCUGCUGUUCGGCAAGUUCUACACGCUGUUGCCAAAGAAAGGGGUUUUCAUUGUCGCCAUCAUCCUGUUCGAGAUCGGGAGUGCUGUGUGCGGGGCGGCCAAGUCCUCGAACGCUCUGAUCGUCGGGCGGGCCAUUGCAGGAUUGGGUUCCGCAGGCGAGUGGAGUCCUCUCGUGCUAUCAGAAAUCUGCUCCCUCGGACUUACUGCAGCCGAAUGCGUGGCCCUGCCUAAGCGCCCGAUGUUCAACGGACUGUUUGGCGCGAUGUACGGCGUGGCGAGUGUUGCUGGGCCUUUGGUUGGUGGCGCCUUCACUGACAAAGUCACCUGGAGAUGGCAGAUCAACCUCCCCAUCGGUGGUAUCAGCCUUGCCUUUCUCCUUUUCUUCUUCCACAUGCCAGCUCACUCAAAGCCUGCCACGCGUGAAGGUGUGCCGUUCUCAGAGAGACUUAAGGAAUUCGAUCCACUCGGAACAAUAACGUUCAUCCCCGCGAUCGUCUGUCUGCUUCUGGGCCUCCAAUGGGGCGGGUCAAAGUACCCGUGGCAUGACGGCAGAAUCAUCGCACUCUUCACCCUCUUCGGCGUACUUCUUGCUGCGUUCCUCGGAAUCCAGCUAUUCAUCCGGCAGGAGCAGGCGACGGUCCCUCCCCACGUGAUGCGUCAAAGGAGCAUGGCUGCUGGAGUACUGUUCACGGUGUGUCAAGGCGGCUCUUUCUUCUUGUUUGUGUACUACCUUCCCAUCUGGUUCCAAGCGAUCAAAGGCGCGAGCCCACUCAAGUCUGGCAUUGACUGUAUCCCGCUGGACCUCGCGGUGGUGAUUGCGGUGAUGUUCACCGGCGGCGCGGUCAGCAAGAGCGGGUACUACACGCCGUUCAUGAUCAUCUCCAGCGUGCUUAUGCCGAUCGGCGCGGGGCUGCUGACGACCUUCACGGUCAGCACAGGCCACGCGCACUGGAUCGGGUACCAAGUGCUCUACGGCCUCGGCGUGGGCUUCGGCCUGCAGCUCGCCGUCACCGCCGCCCAGGCCGUGCUGCACCCCAAGGACAUCGCGAUCGGCAUGAAUCUGAUCACCUUUGCGCAGAUGCUGGGCGGCGCGGUGUUCGUCGCGGUCGGACAGAAUGUGUUCCAGAAUAAGCUGAUCCAUGGGAUCGCUGCGAACGUGCCCGGUGUGGAUCCGCACAAUGUGCUGAACACGGGGGCUACGUCUCUCCAGGACCGCAUCCCGCCGCAAUAUAUCGGCGCUGUGUUGUUCGAAUACAAUGCGGCGCUCAUGGCGGCGUUCCAGGUCGGGCUCAUCCUCGCGUGCAUCUCGAUUUUGGGAUCAGCUGCGAUGGAGUGGGUCAACAUCAAAGGCAGAAAUGUUGAAAUGGGGGGUAUAGCGUAGAUGUUCAAGUCAACUAAAGUGUAAUCGUAUGUCAUAAUUGUACUAUAUGUAUCGCAUCGUCCAUGUCGCUCAAAUACUUUCGCCCCGUCCUCCUGAUUCACUGAAUCUUGACUCAGACAGCCAUGUCUCAUGAAGAAAUGUAGUCCUGCGUGUCCGCCUCGGACCUGUCAAGAACUGUUUCUCUAUCAACCUAUAGCCCGCCCAACAACUUCUGUAAUCCGACAUGUCCUGGGCCUACAUGCCAUACAUCAGGUCGAGGCCAGAGAUCGAGCCCAGGCCGAUGCGUCCAAAGAAGGGUGGAAAGACUACAAAUGAGGCAGAGCGUAGCCUACCCGACAUUGGCUUUGAGUUUCCACAGCCCGACCUCACGCUCGGAAGCGCUAGCCUUCUUCCCCUCGCUCACCCCGGACUUCCUGGAGCUCAUGACGUCACGACUGAGCGACUGAAUCCGCACUCGCCUCCAUCGUAUAGCUCCACCUCUCCGGCCUCCCAAUCUCAGUCCGCAACCCCUUCCUCACAUCCAUCCCCACUUGCACCCGACCACCACCACCAGCAGGAGCACAGUAAACAGAUGAUGAUGUCACCGGGUGCACCGGAAGCAGUGCGAUCCCCUUCAAGCGACCGCAUCCUCGACCCCUGGGGCGGCAUCGCCGGCGUCGAGCAGAGCAGCAUCGAGCCGGGUACCGCACCGCCGUUCAUUCAGGCGCGCUAUGCGGCGCUGCAGGACGUCGCGGCAGGCGCCAACGCACAGCCCGACAUCGGGGAGGGAUCCGAGCAGACGCACGACGAGUACAUGCACAUGCGCGGAGAUGAUAGGGGCGCGGAGUCUCGUCUUCCAACCACAGCCCCUGCCGACCUUCCUGCGCCUGAAUCCGCGCUUGAACCGACAUCGUUCGUGCAGGCGCGCUACACGGCAUUGCAGGAUGUUGCGAAUGGCGCGAAUGCGCGGCCGGAUAUCGGCGAGGGGUCGGAGCAGACGCACGACGAGUAUGCUGCUGCUGCGGGGCAGAGUUCCGAGCUAGAUCGAAACGAUGCGUACGGCGGGCUUGGUGGUGUCGAGGGUGAGAGCGUCAACCAGCCUGACUCGGCGGCCGGGCAGGCGGUUGCACGGGACGUGAACAUGGAGAAAAUCGAUGGACUGGAUCGCUCUGCCGACGUGGAGGAUAACUCGGGAUCGCGGCUGCCCGGUGUCACUGGCCUCAUCGCCCGCCGCGCAGAGCUGCUCGCCCGCGACGCCCACACGCCCGCCAUCAACAUCAGCGAGCCGCCUGAGCCGCGCGAUGACGAGCCGAAGCAGAGUCACGGCAGCCGGCUCGUGUCCAUCCCGCCGACGCCGUCGUCGACACGCGCGAUCAAGUCGCCCUCGCGGCUGUCCAUCGGAAGCGAUGUGUCGACGUACACGAAGGACGAUGAUCUGCCCAGCGCCAGCGACGAGACUGAGCCAGGGAACGGGAACGGGGGUGAAAAUGCGACCAACGCAAAUGGAUUCACGCAGCGGUUGGUGAAGCGGUUGAAGCAGAAGUUGAUGUGAUACGGCCGAGUCUCAAGACGGUGUGCGAGCGGAUUGUAUGUAAGUUAUUGGAGUGACCUAUUUCGAGUAGUGUUGUCACGCAAGGAUGUCAUGCCGUCACAACUCUUGCAAAAAGAUGUAUCCAUGUCCUGCUCUGGACUUUUUCGUUUCAGCUAAGGUUGUGAAA
Molecule: messenger RNA, 3545 nt
Organism: Mycena citricolor
Lineage: Eukaryota; Fungi; Basidiomycota; Agaricomycetes; Agaricales; Mycenaceae
Source: the annotation of a GenBank genome assembly